Messenger RNA from Chelonus insularis, 4289 nucleotides. Its product is annotated as cytosolic carboxypeptidase 1-like. Gene Ontology annotation, biological process: protein side chain deglutamylation; proteolysis. The transcript has 19 exons. The record is from RefSeq and is a predicted model, not a curated record. Gene Ontology annotation, molecular function: metallocarboxypeptidase activity; zinc ion binding. NCBI's taxonomy places the organism in Eukaryota, Metazoa, Arthropoda, Insecta, Hymenoptera, Braconidae. Bases 525 to 3953 code for a protein of 1142 amino acids.
GUUUUGGCUGAAGAAAACGUCAAAGCGACUCGACAAGUCGUUAGAAGUGUUUCGUUAUUUCAUAUUUAUCAAAAGUUGUAUAAAAAAAGUGUUUAAGUGAAAUUUGAAUAAUUAACAUGAUAGCAUAACUAUCAAUCAUCUUUUCCUGAUAUUAAUGAACCAUUUAAAUGAUUAACUAUCGAAAUUAAUAAAUUAUUCAUUUGAGUUAAAUAGUAGUGAGAUUGAAAAAUUUUUUAAUGAUUUAUUUCCAUGCGUUCUUUUAACCCACAUAAUUCGCAAAGUAGUUCCGUCAAUUUAUUUUUAAAACAUGAGUGAAAACUUGUAUACGGAGAAGUGUAUUUGUAUCCUCAAUUUAUGAAUGUAGUACAUUCAUCAUUAGAUCCAGUGGCUGUUUUUCAAUAUUAAAAAAUUCAAAGUUAUUGUAAAAAAUGAUUCAUUCAUUGUACAGUUAAAAUUUAAUUAUUUUCACAAGUGCCUUUUUUAUUGUUAUUAAAGUAUAAAGAUUUAAAGUGCUUUCAUUGACCAUGAAAAAAUCGAAAGAUAGUGACAAGGAGAACUGGUGGUCUGAAGCGUACAGUAAUCAAUUGGAAAGUGUUUUUAUCUCCAAUAAUCAAAUAAUGUCAGCACCUAGAACAGAAAGUCAUGAUUCAAUAAACGAUGUAUUAGAAAAAUUGAAAUCCUGUACGUCAAAAAUUCAAGACAAUGGAGAAACAAUACGAAAUUUGUUGGCGAAACUUCACACACGCGUCACAUCAUCAGAUCGAAAUGUUCGUGAACAAACACUGGAAUUACUUUGGAAUAAAGAGUUCAAUACACUGGAGAUCUUUAUUCAAUUAUUGGAGACAUGUAAAGAUAAUACAAUUGGUGGAAGUAUCACUGAAAUAUUGCAUGAAUGUAUUUCUCCACGACAAUCAAAAAUUAAAUCAAAAGCAACGAAAGGAAAAUAUUCAACAAAAAAUGCUGGUCGCAUAAUAAUAGCACAAUUGAUAGAAUUUGGUGGUACUCAAGUAUUUUUAAAACUUUUAAUUAAUUCACAACGGAGUGACAGUACAAUGACAGAAAUAUUUGUUCAUGAAAUUCUGUGGAUUUUAAGUCAGAUUGCUCAAAAAGAUCCAAAAUUUUCAAUGAAAAUACGGAUUUCAAGUGCUACAAAGAUAUUUCAUUCUUUACUCAAACAACAUUAUAACGAUGCUCGAUUGCUAUUACCACUUCUUAUUAUCUUAAAAAAUCUUUCUAAAAACACAUUUGCUGUGCAAAUUCUCGUUAAAGAUGGAAUAGCAGCGACCUUGGAGAAAACUUUUGUGUGCAUCGGUUACUCACCUCGCUUGAAACUAAAAAUUCUGCUGGAAUGUUUUAAAUAUUUUACAAUGAGCAAACUUUUUUGUGCUAAGUUCGUCAAAGUUGGAAUGGUUUUCAUGAUGACGCGUAUUUUUGAUAGAUGGGACAAAUGGGAUGGUCCAAUAAGACAAAAAAUAGCCAGCAAUGCCCUCUGUACUCUCCAUCACCUGUGUUCAAUAAAAUCCGGUCGGAAAGCUAUUAAAGCAAAUAAUGGUCUACAAGUUCUCUAUCGAUUUUGCAUUAAUUGUCCGGAAUCUAAAGCAUACGACUUUCUUCUUUCACGAGUUUGUGGAAUAAUAAAUCAAUGUCUCGAAAAGAAAGAACUACCAGUACCUGAAAUGUCACCUGUUCGAUUUAAUCUUCCAAACAUCAAUGGGAAACGAGCCAAUAGUGUUGACAGUUGUAGUGAUGUUGAAAGUCAGGCUACCAGCAUCAAUUCAUCCGAAAAGAUUUCUAGUGAUACGGAGUCAGCAGAUGAUGAUGAUAAUGAUGGCGAUGAUAAUCAAAAUGGUGAUGGUAAUGAUGAUAGAAAACAUCCCAUUUUCAAAAAUAAAUUAAAUCACUAUAAUAUAAUCAAUAAUGUUGAUGAGGAUCAGUUUUUUACUAGUGUUAUUACGUCUCAACGAUCUAUCGAUAGUCUUCUUGGAUACCAUAUUUUGUUUAGAGAAUUUGGGGGUUUAAAGAAUCAGCUUGUAAACCAAAAUAAUAUAAAUCCAGAUCGGACGGUUGAUCCUUCAUUAGAAAGAGUAUUUAAACAAUCUGAGCUGCUUAAGCAUAUAAAAUCUGGUAAUUCUACUAAUUGGGCAUCAGAAAAUAUUCCUAAUUUAAACUCAAAUAUACUUUAUCCACGGAAGUUGCAAAUUUUAGAUAACAUCCCAUUAAAUGUAGAAGAUAGGUCAAUCUAUUGUAGCUGCGCUAAUAAAGUAAGGAGUGUAAUCCCCUUCGUAAAGGUCGGUUAUCCAGAUCUAAUCGGAGGCAAUUGCUCUGAAACACCUGAACCACUUAAUGACAAAGAUAGAAAAGUCUGUCGAACGAAACUAUUAAAUAGCGUCGAUCGUGGAUUACGAUCAAAUUCUAUGAAUGCGGAAGUAAUAUUCGAUCUAGAUUCAUUGACAACCUGUCAGACUGGAUCAAUUGAACGAUCCCAAGUCGAUCAGCUUCUUAGCAAUGUUGAUGAAGGUCAAACAGGUCGGCGAAAUAUGGAAAUGAAGAGUUUACAGUUUGAAUCAAGAUUUGAGAGUGGAAAUUUACGGAAAGUUAUUCAGAUAGGCUCAAGAGAAUAUGAUCUCAUUCUCACACCAGAUGUUAAUAGUGGCUCAAGACAUCAAUGGUUUUAUUUUCAAGUAUCUAAUAUGGAGGCAGGCAUUCCUUAUACAUUCAAUAUAAUAAAUUGCGAGAAAGCUAAUUCGCAAUUUAAUUUUGGUAUGAAACCAAUUUUAUUCAGCGUUCUUGAAUCUCAAUUAGGAAGACCGGGUUGGGUCAGAAUUGGUUCUGAUAUUUGCUAUUACAGAAAUUGUUAUCGAAGACCAUGCAAGAAUAAAAAUUAUUUAACAACUUCAUUCACUGUAACUUUUCCUCACUCUUACGAUAUUUGCUAUCUAGCUUAUCACUUUCCGUAUACAUACUCACAACUGAUGAGUCACAUCUGGAAGUGGUUAAAAAGGGUAGAAAAACAACAAAUUUAUUUUGAAGUUGAAACUCUAUGUGAUACUUUAAAUAGCAAUGAAUGCCCCUUAUUGACAAUAACUGCACCAGAGUCUAAAAUUAAUCCCAUGUCUAAACGGAAGAUAAUUUUUUUAACAUCGAGAAUUCAUCCAGGAGAGAGUAAUUCAUCGUGGGUAAUGCAUGGAACUUUAGAAACACUCUUAGGAAAUUCAAUUUAUGCUCAAAGUUUACGUGAUGAUUAUGUAUUCAAGAUUAUUCCAAUGCUAAAUAUUGAAGGUGUAAUAAAUGGUUGCAACCGAUAUGGCUUGACGAAUGAAGAUUUAAAUCGGCGAUGGAAUAAUCCUAAUCCAGUACUCCAUCCAGUGGUUUAUCAUACAAAAGGUCUCAUGGAAUAUUGUGGAAGAGUAUUACAACGUCCACCUUAUGUGUUUGUUGACUACCACGGUCAUUCUCGUCGGAAAAACGUAUUUCUCUUUGGUUGCUCAAGGUCAGGUUCUUGGAGUGCAGCAGACCGCGAGAAACCUGAUCAGCCAGCUCACUAUUUGGUAUUGCCAAGACUCAUGCAGAAAACAUCGCCUGCUUUUGCUUUGCCUCUGUGUUCGUUCAAGGUCGAAAGGAACAAGGAAUCCACGGCCAGGGUCGCCAUAUGGCGCCAGCUCGGCGUAGCCAGAAGUUACACAAUGGAAAGUAGCUUCUGCGGUUGUGAUCAAGGGCCACUAGCUGGCUUCCACUUAGAUACUGUACACCUUAAGAACGUAGGUCGGGAUUUUUGCCAGGCUUUAUCUUUUCUCAAGGACUUUGGUGAUAAUUGGAACUUUGACAAAUCAACUGAAGAGUCUUGUUGUCCAUACAACUGUAUUAAGAAGAUGUCAAAAAGUUCUAAGUGUAUCCAGGACAGGCAUGCUGUUCAACAUAUUGAAGGAAUAACGAGAAAUUCUAUGUUCGAGUGAUAUCUUUAUAGAACAAGAAGAAAAAUUUAGUGAAACAGAAAUAUCAUCAACUUAUGAUUCAGAUGAUUCUAGUGAUAAUGAUUAAAUGGAUCUCACAAUAGUAAUUAUUAUAAGCUUACUUGUAGAUAAUUAUUUAAUGCAAUAAAAAACGAAUCUUUCGGAGCUUUUAAAACGACUUAUUAGAAUACUAGUUAUUAUUAUUAUUAAUAGUUGCAGUAGUGAUAAUAAGAAUCACUUAUUUAUGAACAAGAUAAUUAUCGUCAUUUAUUACAUACAUAAUUAGUCAAUGUUACUUUGUAUUAUUUUAAAUGUAUUAAAUAAAUUAAUUUUACAGUA